Molecule: messenger RNA, 1537 nt
Organism: Lycium ferocissimum
Lineage: Eukaryota; Viridiplantae; Streptophyta; Magnoliopsida; Solanales; Solanaceae
Product: deoxyhypusine synthase
Exons: 7
Coding region: 48-1193 (381 amino acids)
Biological process (GO): peptidyl-hypusine biosynthetic process
Cellular component (GO): cytoplasm
Molecular function (GO): deoxyhypusine synthase activity
Source: RefSeq, a predicted model, not a curated record
GCGUUUUGAAAACGCAGAAAGUCGCGGCGCAGUCAUUUGCAACAAUAAUGGGAGAAGCCUUGAAAGAGAACGUAAUGGAGUCAGUAAGAUCAGUUGUUUUCAAAGAAUCAGAAAAUCUUGAAGGUUCUUGCCAAAAAAUCCAAGGCUAUGAUUUCAAUAAAGGUGUUAACUAUGCUCAGCUUUUCAAGUCUAUGGUUUCCACUGGUUUCCAAGCUUCUAAUCUUGGUGACGCCAUUCAAAUUGUUAAUCAAAUGCUAGAUUGGAGGCUUUCACAUGAGCUACCCACGGAGGAUUGCAGUGAAGAAGAAAGAGAUGUUGUAUACAGAGAGUCGGUGACCUGCAAAAUCUUUUUGGGUUUCACUUCAAACCUUGUUUCUUCUGGAGUUAGAGACACCGUCCGCUACCUUGUUCAGCACCGUAUGGUUGAUGUUGUGGUUACUACAGCUGGUGGUAUUGAGGAGGAUCUCAUAAAAUGCCUUGCACCAACCUACAAGGGGGACUUUUCCUUACCUGGAGCUGUUCUACGCUCGAAAGGAUUGAACCGUAUUGGUAACUUAUUGGUUCCUAAUGACAACUACUGCAAAUUUGAGAAUUGGAUCAUCCCAAUUUUCGACCAAAUGUAUGAGGAGCAGAUUAAUGAGAAGGUUCUGUGGACACCAUCCAAAGUCAUUGCUCGCCUGGGUAAAGAAAUUAACGAUGAGACCUCAUACUUGUAUUGGGCUUACAAGAACCGGAUUCCUGUCUUCUGCCCCGGCUUAACCGAUGGAUCACUGGGUGACAUGCUAUACUUCCAUUCUUUCAAAAAAGGAGAUCCAGAUAAUCCAGAUCUUAAUCCUGGUCUAGUCAUAGACAUUGUAGGAGAUAUCAGGGCCGUGAAUAGUGAAGCUGUCCAUGCUGGUUUGAGGAAGACGGGAAUGAUUAUCCUGGGUGGAGGGCUGCCUAAGCACCAUGUUUGCAAUGCCAAUAUGAUGCGCAAUGGUGCAGAUUUUGCUGUGUACAUUAACACUGCACAAGAGUUUGAUGGUAGUGAUUCUGGUGCCCGUCCUGAUGAAGCUGUAUCAUGGGGAAAGAUACGUGGUGGUGCCAAGACCGUUAAGGUGCAUUGUGAUGCAACAAUUGCAUUUCCCAUAUUAGUAGCUGAGACAUUUGCAGCUAAGAGUAAGGAAUUCUCCCAGAUAAGGUGCCAAGUUUGAACACUGAGGAAGCUGUCCUUCCAACCACAUAUGAGUUGCUAACUUUUGAAGCCAACUUGUUAGUGUGCAGCACCAUACAUUCAUGUACCCUGAGUAAGAGAUCCUGUUUGGUUCAAAUAAAUUAUUUUUUCUCCCAUUCCCACCAUGUUUUUUGGGAAGGAGCCAUAUUUAGUUCUCUCCCUGGUCUUAAGUGGAGAGCUCAGAUGUGCAUAGGUUUUGAAUCACGUUGUAUCAAAGAUUAUGAGGUUUAGACGUUGGUGAUAACUGAUUAGACCAUUUACGAUAUUGACGAUCCUUGUAAUAUGAGAUUUAAAGAUGUUAUUGAUUACUGACACAUUUCUUUU